Ziziphus jujuba (common jujube) is the source of this 3265-nucleotide messenger RNA. RefSeq lists its product as uncharacterized. The transcript has 5 exons. Lineage: Eukaryota; Viridiplantae; Streptophyta; Magnoliopsida; Rosales; Rhamnaceae. The record is from RefSeq and is a predicted model, not a curated record. The coding region runs from base 837 to 3089 and encodes 750 amino acids.
AUAAGGUAUUUGGCAUUAUAUAUUGAAACUUAGAUAAAUCAAAAUGAAACAAAAAAUAUAUAAAAUUUCAAAAGAACAAAAAAAGAAAAAUAGAGAAAUUUUUUGAAAGAAAAAUACCUUUUUAUAAGAAAUAUGAAAUUUCCCCCCAAAAAAAAAAAAAAAACUAUAAUCAUUAACUUACGGAAAUGUCAUAUUUUCCCUAUAUAAUUCCAUCACCGAAAAGUUAAUUAGGAUCAGAUUUUUACAAAACAAAAUGGCAACGGUAAAUUUGAUAACAAAAUACGAUCAUAUUCUUGCAUUAGGUAACAUAAUUUUUAUUUUUUUAAUUUUAGCUUCUGAAUUAUAAUUUCCCUCCAGUAGAAGAGAGAAAAGAAAAGAAAUUUAUAAAGACGAAAAGAAACCAAAAAAAAUAAAAUAAAAUAAAAAAGUAAUUAUCAAAAAACAUAAAACGGUAUCAAUAAAACAUGUGUCACUCUUUUAUUGGAUGUAUAGGAAAGGAUUCGUUGCAGACUAAACGCACAGAAUAAGCAUCUUCGUUUUAAAAGGACCGUUUGAGAGGGUGCCAAAGUAGCACUGUAACGGCUAGUUUCCAUUUGAAAAAUAAAUAAAUAAAUAAAAAAUAAAAAACACCAUCUUCAUCUUCGUCUUCAUCGUCUGGUAGAUCAAGGAACAUCCAAAUAAAUAAAUAAAUAAAUAAGCCUACAAUUACAACUUUUUCUUCUCCACCGAAGCUUUUUCUUCAAUCGUCUGAAAUUUCUGGCCUCGAAUCUCUUGGAAUUUUCUUGGAGGCUUUUUCUUGAAUCAAAAUCAAUAUAUCUGUGAGUGACAGGUAGGCCAUGGACCUGGGCUGCUUGGACUUGGGUUGUAUCUCUAUGUCUGACCACAAAUUCACCGCCGACACAGAGAGGAAAGGAAAUGAUUCCUCUGAAUCGCUCACCGCAACUUCAAAGAUCGGAAAGACUAAGUCAUUGAAAGAGACUGGCCAAUCAGCUUUGAAUUCUCUUAACAAAUUCACAUCACAAAUUAAGAAGCCUUCUCAUCGUAAAGGCUCCCCACUCAACUGGUUCCCACGCAAGAAAGUGGACUCCUACUUGGAGAGGAAAAUUAAAAUGCUGCAGGAAGUAGAUGGUAUGAAUUUAACUCUUGAUGAGACGCUGGGUGAUUCUAAUCCCCAUUACUCAAGAGUACUGAGAGAAAAAAUGGCAGCAAGAGAAGCUGCACACAAGGCAAUGGAAGCUCAAAAAGCUGCAUUGGUAGAGGCAUCUUGGUGUCGGAUACUUAAAGCAUCCCGGAUCCAAUGCAAAGAAGCAGAAACCCAGUUGGUCAAAGCAGAACAAACUGCAGCUGAAGCUUUUGAAGCAGCAAGAGCCAUAGGAGUUAUCAUGUAUGACAAACCAAAUUGCCCCAGGAAGCCUUCUCAUGUAGAAUCAUCUUCUAUGAAUAGAGGAUCUACUUCUCAUGCUGUUACAGCUUCCUUUGAAUCUGCAUUCGAGGUGGAUAAAGAAGUAGCCGCUGCAGUAAGAACUGCAUUGAUUAGGCUUUCAAAUUGCUCAUCUUUUAAUAAAGAUGAAUUCAAAGCACUGCUUCGAAAAAUCAGUCAAAACCCAGAUAUAGGUGACAAGAAUCAGGAAUUGUGUGAUUUUGUUCCUUCUGAAUGCGAAUCGGAGUCUGGAUCAGAACUUGAAACAGUAUCUCAGAAGGAUGGUUCUAUCUCUCAAGACUUGGAGUGCAACAUGCCAGUUACUGAGGUUAGACAGAGGAAAAAUAGGAGAAGGCAGUCAUUUGAAAAACUUAAUAUGACAAAGCUUGUAGAUAUGAUGCUUGAGAGGCUUCGAUGUUUGCAAGAAGAUGAACUUUCUUCUCUUGCCACUAUUGUUGCAACUUGUGGUUUAAAUGCUGCCUUAGCUGAAGUUGAAAAUAGCAAGCUGCACGAUCCAGGCUCUACUGUUGAUCAUACCUGCAAAUCAUCUCUUGAUUUUCCACAUGGAGCAGGAAAGCUUGAAUGCUCGAAGGAUGGACAAAUGAGAAGGAAGCAAACGGAACCAGAACUGCCGAGUCUAGACAAGUUCUUAGUUAAGCACAUGACGAAACUUGAAAGAGAAGUGCAGGAAGCCAGAAAGAGUAGAAGGAAUGAAUGUAAUAAUGAAACUGCAGAACAGAAAGUCGAUUUAGGGAAUAAUGAAGUUUCAUCAGAAUCUAUUCCAGAAUUGGGAAGCAUCCUUUUGAAGAAUUCCUCAAAACUUGAAAAGGAGAUUGAAGCGGCCAAAAGAAACUUUGGUAAAAAUUUGGAAGGAGCACCAAAUGGAUCGGUUGGUCACAUGAAGAAAGAUGUUUCAGAAAUCCCCAGUUUAGAUAAGUUCCUAGUAAAGCAUGUCUCGAGACUUGAAAAGGAGGUGCAAGAAGCAAGGAACAAAAGAAAAAAUGACCCACAUGAAGAAGGUAAAGAAACUAAAAGGGAAGAGGAAGAAAAUCCAGCAGCUUCACAGGAAAAUUCUAGUUCCUGUUCAGAUGAAGGACUGAAGGGGAAAGAAAAUGUUGACAUAAAUAAGAAAGGAGAAAUAAAUGCUAAAAAGUCUCGAGAUAGCUUAGACAAUAUCUUGGUUAAGCAGGUGCACAAGCUAGAAAGAGAAAAAAUGCAAGCUUUGGCAAUGGGAAACAAUCAUGGAUAUAAAAACCUCCAAAAGAAACCGGCCGCUACAGAAUGUGAGAGCUUGGACAAAGUGUUAGUAAAACAUGUUUCCAGACUAGAGAAAGAGAAGAUGAGCCAAGGUUCAGUGGAAGAAUCUUUGAAAGUGAAUAGAAAAAACACAAAUAUGCAUAUGGAAACGAAUGAAGAAGGUGGUUUGGACCAAAUUUUGGUUAAACAUAAAUCGAGGCUGGAGAGGGAAAAGCUGUUUGCAGCUCAGCAACCAGAGAACCAGAUGAAACACUCUCUAACUCGUAGGGAAGCAAGGGAGAGGGAGUUGCAAGAAAUAUGGGGAGGUUUAAGUUUGGGAAACUCUAUGAAGCCGCAUUUAUCAAAACUUGAACGGGAUAAGGCUGCUUGGAUAAAAGCUGAAAAGGAGGAAAGGAGUCAAGCCACGGGUUAGGCAGAUUAAAGCUGAUUGCGUAGGGGAGAGGCAAAGCUUAGAGGCCAUGAAUUUGGAUGGCUGGAAUCCUGGGAAAAAACAAGAAAAAUGUCAACAAAAAAAAAAAAAUGAAUUUGUAAUUUUUUGUGGGAUUAUUUUUUUAUGUUUAAAUACAAUUCUCAUAGGUUUUCCUUUUA